This is a messenger RNA of Capra hircus (goat), 730 nucleotides long. RefSeq lists its product as uncharacterized. The coding region runs from base 1 to 681 and encodes 226 amino acids. The record is from RefSeq and is a predicted model, not a curated record. The transcript has a single exon. Lineage: Eukaryota; Metazoa; Chordata; Mammalia; Artiodactyla; Bovidae.
AUGAGGUUGGCAUUCGGGAUUCAUUUGGUGGCUGCUCUUGGAUUUUUUUUUUUUAAGAGAGAAAACCAGGCAGGUCUCAGGGCUUUGGGGUGGCUGGGGGGCCUCCCUCCGGGGUCCCUGCGGUCUGGCUGCCUGGAUUGGGGCCCCGAGGGGGCAGCACGGUGGGGGCUGUGGGGGCUGCAGCCACUGGGCACCGUACCACCCUCCAGUAAAUCGGCCGGCACGGGACCUGUGAGGCCUGGAUCCUGUGAUGCGAGAUGCUCGGCCCCGGGUGGCUCUGGACAGAGACUGGUGGAGACAACCUGGGCACCUGGGGCUGCAGGGAGUCCUGCUGCCGUCGGAGGUGAACGACCACUGCUGGCUGGGCAUGGAUGGGGGUGUUGGGCCGGGCAGCGCCCUGUGCCCCUGGAGCCUGUAAACCCAGACUCUGUGGACUUUGACCCUGUGGCCCUGGGGUCUGUGCGCUCAGAUACUGUGGCCCUGAGGCUUGUGUUCGAGGGGCCUGUGCCCGUGGGGUCUGUGCCCCUGGACGCCAUGUGCCUGAAGCCUGGGCCGCUGGUGGCUGAGGCCAUUGCGGGGGCCCCUGGGGAACCAGCUGGUAGACACACGGCUGCGGGGCUUGCUGCUGGCUGCUCCAGACCAGCGAACUGCGGGGGACCUCCACCAGAGCAAAGGGCCUGAGGUCCGAAGCAUUUUUCAAAAGCACCUGAAUGGUUCUGGGAGGAGGGGG